AUGAGUCUGGUUGACUGUGCUACAUGGCCCUCAGCAGAUCAAAGCAACUUGCCAAUCAAUAACCAAGUCUCGGUGCAGACCUACGGAUCCCCACAAUGGUCUCAAGUUCAUGAGCACCCCAUGGUGACUUCGUCGAAAGGCCUUGAAAGGCAUGCACAUUAUCACUGCACCGAAGACGGAUGCAACGAAAUUUUCAUUUCCGAUCAGCAACUGGCGUUGCAUGCCAAGGCGACAAAACAUCGGGCGUUCAAAUGCAGGCUCGAAAACUGCAGCCAAACUUUCUUCGACCCUCGACAUCGGAAGGGACACGAAGCACACUCACACGUUCAAGAGCAUUAUCAAAUCGAGGGCAGCAUCCCCCUUGCUUGUAUUGAGUGUGGGGAAGUGCUAUCCAAUCGUGCGCGGUUACAGGCACAUGCGAAUGAGAAAAGCCACAGUCCUUUCCAAUGCGCCUGUAGGAUGAAGUUUGCGCGUGUCGACGUUUUGCACCGCUACAUCGACUCCUACAGUAGCGAUAUGCUAAAGCACCCUUGCAAAAUCUGUAAGCUUCAUCGUGGCCGGCGUGGGUUCAAGCGCCGAGACCAUCUGGUGCAGCACCUUCGGGGUUACCACAAAUUUGAUGCCGAGGAGGUCAGUAGAAUGCCAUCAUCUCAGGACAACUACAGGCGAGGUUUCAGUGCAAUCGAUAUCAAAUGGCGGAUCUGCCCACAUGUCGGCUGCGAGCAUCAUCGUGGCCCAUCUUUCCAUGAUCUAAACCGUUGGAAAAAGGAAGUCCACGACGAGACACCUCACCCUUGCGACGUCCCGGGCUGUGACAGACGUGGCGCUUCAGGCUAUAUGCGCCAGAAAGAUCUGAUGAAACACCGGGCUGCUAAGCAUCCUGAGCUCGAGCAGCCGUUUGAGGCCGCCCAACCGUCCGAUGGAACGAGUGCGUAG
Truncatella angustata is the source of this 936-nucleotide messenger RNA. RefSeq lists its product as uncharacterized. Gene Ontology annotation, biological process: regulation of transcription by RNA polymerase II. The record is from RefSeq and is a predicted model, not a curated record. NCBI's taxonomy places the organism in Eukaryota, Fungi, Ascomycota, Sordariomycetes, Amphisphaeriales, Sporocadaceae. The coding region runs from base 1 to 936 and encodes 311 amino acids. The transcript is spliced from 2 exons. Gene Ontology annotation, cellular component: nucleus.